Messenger RNA from Metschnikowia bicuspidata var. bicuspidata NRRL YB-4993, 1680 nucleotides. It is a transcript of the gene ABD1, whose product is annotated as mRNA (guanine-N7)-methyltransferase. NCBI's taxonomy places the organism in Eukaryota, Fungi, Ascomycota, Pichiomycetes, Serinales, Metschnikowiaceae. Gene Ontology annotation, cellular component: nucleus. The transcript is spliced from 2 exons. Gene Ontology annotation, biological process: 7-methylguanosine mRNA capping. Gene Ontology annotation, molecular function: mRNA 5'-cap (guanine-N7-)-methyltransferase activity. The record is from RefSeq and is a predicted model, not a curated record. The coding region runs from base 1 to 1680 and encodes 559 amino acids.
AUGAGCUCUGCCGUCGAAUCUGAUAUUCCGGGCCACGCCAAAGAAGUACUGCCCCCAAGCGACCUUCAAAAAACGAGCAGUUUGCCAGCGGCAGAAUCUUCAAAAAGCCAUACCGGUACCUCCUCUUCAGAUACCCCCAAUCUGAGAGUGAAAAGACCGAUUUCGCCCGGUGAAGCAAACGGCGAGGGCAAUAAAACAGCCCGUUUGGACGAUGAUGAUCUCAGCAACCUGUCACAUGCAAUCAAAUCCUCGAAAUACGUGAAAAACCCGUCGUCGGUGUACAAAGAAACUGCCCUGGAGGUCCCGGCAUGGAUGAAGAGUAAGCUCCAGAAUGACGGUGCUCACAAAUACGACAAAUAUGGCCAGCGGGCAACCCACGAUGACCCGUACGCCAAAUAUAGCAAGCAUACCCUGGCGGCGGAUGCGCCAAAACCACAGCUGUCGAAUCAGGACCGUUAUGCCAAGUACGGGGCGCCUGCUAGGCCUGCCACGGAUACCAGAGUCAUCAGACGCGAGCCCGAGCCUGAAAUCAAACGCAAGGACAUUUUGCCUGCUGACGAGGUGGCAGAUCCGGGCGUGGAAGUUGCAGCCUACACCUCAGUUCCUAGCGUGUCUGGGCCCGGGAUGAAUGCUGACUACCGCACGUUCCAGAGUAACAUUGCCCACAAAGAAAACAAGGAUAUCAAUAGCAUUGUACGCCAGCACUACAACCAGCGGACAUAUCAGUCAAAGCUCCAAGGAUCGCGGACUAAAUCGCCCAUUUACAAGAUGCGCAACUUCAACAAUGCCAUCAAGUAUAUGCUCAUAGGCAACUGGGUCAAGCGCAGGGCACCACAAGCCCCGCUCGUGAUCUUGGACAUGUGCUGUGGAAAAGGCGGGGAUCUAAACAAGUGUGAGUUUGCCAGUGUGGACCACUAUGUGGGCAUUGAUAUCAGUGAUGCUUCGGUGCGAGAGGCCUAUUCCAGAUACUCGCAGAACAAAGCAAGAUUCAUUCCUCAGAAUCCUCAGUCAAAGCGCUCCAGAGACUCUCGCCGCUACAACUUCGAGGCGUGCUUUGCUACGGGUGACUUGUUCACGUACUCCGUGCCUGAGAUCUUGGAGAAGAACUUUCCGGGAAUCAUCGAAGGCUUGUUUCCUGUGGACGCAGUAUCCAUGCAAUUCUCGUUUCAUUACGCUUGGGAAAGUGAGUCGAAAGUGCGCCAGGUCCUUACGAACAUCACGAGGUCCUUGCGCCCGGGAGGCACGUUCAUUGGUACAAUCCCGUCAUCAGACUUCAUCCGCAACAAGAUCAUCGAGAAGAAGUGGAUCGCCGAUCGGACCUUUGGCAAUGAUCUAUAUCAUGUCAAGUUCGAGCAAGAGCCACCGGAAGACGGUGUGUUCAGGUCUCCUUAUGGAAACCGCUAUGACUAUUUUUUGAAAGACGCGGUGGACGAUGUUCCGGAGUACGUGGUUCCCUUUGAAACGCUCCGGCUGUUGUGUGAGGACUACGGUCUUAUUCUCAAGUACAGGAAGAACUUCUCGGAGAUCUUCAGCCUGGAAAUCCCAAAAUACUUCAGCAAGUUGAACAAGAAUUUGAUCGAGGGAAUGAAAAGGGCCGACGGAAAAUAUGGCGUUGAAGGCGAUGAGAAGGAGGCCGUGGCAUUUUACAUAGGCUUUGUCUUUGAAAAGGUAGGUGCAUGA